Molecule: messenger RNA, 1866 nt
Organism: Drosophila grimshawi
Lineage: Eukaryota; Metazoa; Arthropoda; Insecta; Diptera; Drosophilidae
Product: cytosol aminopeptidase
Exons: 1
Coding region: 175-1737 (520 amino acids)
Biological process (GO): proteolysis
Cellular component (GO): cytoplasm
Molecular function (GO): metalloaminopeptidase activity; manganese ion binding
Source: RefSeq, a predicted model, not a curated record
AGUUACUUGCCUUACUGAGCAAAUGUGUUAGCUUCUGAAAAUAGGAAAUAUUUGUUUCAAAUUUAUCUGUUUGUUCUUUUUUUUAUAUAUAUACACACGUUAAAUUUGUUGUAAAACUAAAUCAAAAUUUUCGUGAAUUAUUUUCUUAUUUUUGGAUAUUGAAAUUUUGUGAAAAUGCCUUUUCUUCGAGAAAUCCGUGUGUUGAAAUCGGCUAAACGUCUGCUCAGAGCUCAGCAGCUUUAUCGCACAUUUUCCACCAGGUGCGAUGAUCCAAAGGGCGUCGUCGUUGGCGUCUACCAGAAGGAUGGCGACAAGCCGAUCAAAUCAUCGGAAGGUGGCCAAUUGCUGGACGAUGAUCUUGGCGGCAGCCUAAUGAGUCUGAUCCGUGAUCGUGGCAUGGACGGACGACCCGGCAAGGGACUGCUGUUCAACGGUCUCGAUGGUGAAUACUCGACGGUGGCCGUUGUUGGCAUGGGUCCAGCGGACGCCGGCUACAACGAGCUCGAGGAGCUCGACGAGGGCAUGGAGAAUAUACGUAUCGCAGCCGGAACCGGAGCACGUGCGUUACAGGUGCAGGGCAUGGUCGAAGUGCAUGUCGAUGGCAUGGACUAUCCAGAGCAGGCGGCCGAAGGUGCCGCAUUGGCCCUGUGGCGCUACAAUAUAAACAAGCUAAAGAAGAACCGGCUGGUCACACCUAAGCUGCAGAUGUAUGGCAAGGGCGACAACGAUGCCUGGGUGCGUGGCUUGUUCAAGGCGGAAUCACAGAAUCUGGCACGUCGCCUAUCCGAUACUCCGGCCAAUCAGAUGACGCCCUCGAUAUUUGCACAGGCCACAGUCGAUGCACUGUGUCCCUGCGGCGUCUCGGUGGAAGUGCGCUCCAUGGACUGGAUCGAGGAUAUGAGUCUCAACUCAUUCCUGAUGAUAGCCAAGGGCUCCUGUGAGCCACCCCUAUUGCUGGAGUGCACCUAUUGCGGCACAUCACCGGAGGAUAAGUCUGUGCUGCUCCUGGGCCAAGGAUUGACCUUCCACAGCGGUGGUCUCUGCCUAAAGCCAAAGGCGGGCAUGCACAAGUAUCGCGGCGCCAUGUCCGGUGCCGCACUCUGUGUGGGCGUACUCCGUGCCGCAGCUGCCCUAUCCCUGCCCAUGAACAUAACGGCUGUGCUGCCGCUCUGCGAGCACAUGCCAUCCGGCAUGGCUGUAAAGUGUGGAGAUGUGGUGACGCUGCUCAAUGGCGUUACGUUGGGCAUUAAGGAUGUGGGCAAGGCACCGGUGGUUAUGAUGGCCGAUCCGCUGCUCUAUGCGCAGGCGAACUUCAAGCCCAAAAUGGUCGUCAGCAUUGGCAGUGUGGCCAAGGGUGUCAGCUAUGGACUUGGCGGCAGUGCGACGGGUCUGUGGAGCAACUCCACGUAUUUGGCCAAGCAAUUCCGCAAGGCGGGCAGCAUUACCGGUGAUCGGAUCUGGCGCAUGCCACUGUUCCGCUACUUCAAACAGAUCGUCAAGAAGAAUACCACAUAUGACAUGUCCAACUCUGGACGCGGACCGGCCUCAUCCUGCCUGGCUGCAGCCAUUCUGCACACGCUAGUGCCCUGCCUGGAUUGGGUGCAUCUCGACAUUCGUGGCACUGGAAUGCUUACGCGUGUCAAUCCAUUACCCUAUCUGUUGCGCGAAUCCAUGACGGGUCGUCCCACACGCACAGUCAUCCAGACCCUGUUCCAGUUGGCCUGUUCACAGUCUUAAAAAGAGUUUGUCCAUGCUGAACGCGUGACGAGUAUGUGUUUGCUUGUUUGGCUCCACGAGUAUUAUAUUUGUAUGAAUCACAACACUGUCAAAAAUCCGUAAAAGUAUAAAAAAUAAAAUGCGAUCUGU